Messenger RNA from Labrus mixtus (cuckoo wrasse), 2565 nucleotides. It is a transcript of the gene crlf1a, whose product is annotated as cytokine receptor-like factor 1a. The record is from RefSeq and is a predicted model, not a curated record. The coding region runs from base 356 to 1540 and encodes 394 amino acids. Gene Ontology annotation, biological process: cytokine-mediated signaling pathway. Gene Ontology annotation, cellular component: external side of plasma membrane. Gene Ontology annotation, molecular function: protein binding; cytokine receptor activity. The transcript is spliced from 9 exons. Lineage: Eukaryota; Metazoa; Chordata; Actinopteri; Labriformes; Labridae.
AGUAUGAACUUGUGUGUGAUUGAGCUGCAGGAAGCAUUAAGAGGAGAAACGACUGCAGACACAACUCGUUAUACUCACCCUUUUGGCUUUUACAGAAGGACGAGUGGCCUUAUGGGUCCUCAGGAGGGACUUUAUCCACCGGGUCACACGUUUUCUCCCGCGCCCCUUCACUCCUGAGAGUUGUCUUGUUCGAUAAAAAAAAAAAAAAAAAAAAUCCGGAGCACUCAGCUUGAACCCGGGCUGUUUUUCCUCUUCCCACUGUGCGUAAUUUCUCUCCCAGACCGAGAAGAAGGCGACAUCACAACACCACGAGGACGAGGAAUCAGGAGAGACAUAAAGCAAAACUGUGGGAAACAUGAAACCCGUCUUGGAUAUCUGCUUGGUUUUCCUCAUGCUGAACAUCCCCGGCGUGCUGACCUUGUCCACACAUGUAGCACUAAUCUACCCCCAGGACCCCGUCCUCCGCAUGGGGUCCAACUUGACCGUCAGCUGCUGGGUCCAUCCCGACCUCAAAAUCCACGCCAGCUCUCUGUUUUGGACGCUCAACGGUCAGCAGCUGCCCAGCUCCAUGUACAAAGUGCUGAGCCCGACCAACCUCAGUGUGACGCUGGCAGGACUCAACGCCUCAAGGCAGACGUCUGGAGACAACCUGGUCUGUCACAACCACAAGGGGCACAUCCUGGCAGGGUCCUGCCUCUACGUCGGGAUGCCGCCAGAGAAGCCGGUCACUCUGACCUGCUGGUCCAGGAACACCAAAGACCUGACUUGCAGCUGGGCUCCAGGAGGAAAGGGAGAGACCAACAUUAGCACGCAGUACAGACUCAAGUACAAACUAAGAUGGUACGGUAAGGAGAAGGAGUGCGAGGAUUAUACUCAUUCACAGCCGUACUCCUGCAGCAUCACCCGGGACCUGCAUCUCUUCACACCCUACGAGAUCUGGGUGGAGGCCUCCAACCAGCUUGGGCAAGCUACCUCUGAUGUCAUCACUCUCGACAUCUUAGACGUGGUGACCACAGACCCUCCAUCAGGUGUGACAGUCAGCCGUGUCGGGCUGCUAGAGGACCAGCUGAGUGUUCGCUGGGAGGCCCCGCCUGCUCUCAAAGAUUUCCUGUUUCAGGCCAAAUACCAGAUCCGCUACAGACUGGAGGACAGCCAAGAUUGGAAGGUGAUGGAUGACGUGGGGAAUCAAACAUCUUGUAGACUGGCUGGACUGAGACCUGGAACUGUAUAUUUUGUCCAGGUUCGCUGUAACCCUGUGGGAAUCUACGGCUCUCGUAAAGCCGGGAUCUGGAGCCAGUGGAGCCACCCUACUGCUGCUUCCACGCCACACAGCGAGCGGUUGAUGUCGGGCUCGUGUGACUCGAAGUCGAGCGGGGACUCAAACUCCACCCUGCGCAGGGAGCUGAAGCAGUUCUUCGGCUGGGUGCGGAAACACGCCUACGGCUGCAGCAGCAUGUCCAUGAAGUUGUACGACCAGUGGAGAGUGCUGAUGCAGAAGUCGCAUAAAGCUCGCAACCAGGUAGGUUCUUCAAGGGGAUAAAUCCUAGCACAGGCUGACUUAACAGAAAAGAAGACAAGAAAAGGAGUGUGUGUGUAUUUUUAUCUGUGUGUGUAUAAGAAGAGAGAUUGUUUUCUUAUACUGGAAUUAUAAGACAUUUCGCUCUGGACAUUUUGUGCAAAUACCAGCUGUGGAUACGAGAGGACAUCCAAGGAGGAACUGUGGGAUUGUUCUUCUUCUAAUGCGUCUUUUCCUGUCGACAUGAGAACUGUGUUUGGUGUAAAAAGGUGCAGCAGAGAAUGAUGGACUCACCACAGAUAAUCCUGGUAUAAUUUUUUUAGAAAAAGAAAAAGAGACAACAAAGACCACUCAGAUUUCUCAAAGGAUGCCACUGCAUGAUUAAAGAUUUUACACAUAUUUGCUCUAAACCUGCGCAAAAAAAAAGAGAUGAGAACACACUUGGACGCGUUGCCCAAGCCUCUGAAAGUAUUCAGGGAUGUUUUAUUUGAUUUCCCCCGCGUGGAUCCAAAGCACCAUCUAGUGGCCGUUUAGCAUCCGAGGACAUUCCAAACCCAAAGCUUUCACUGUUGUUCUAUGUAAAGAGAAAAAAAAAAGACCAACUAUCGCCCAGUAUUUUUAAUUCAUGCUUUGUAAUAAGAGUGGGAAAUGUGCCAAACUGGUUCAGCCAGUGUUCAUGUGUUUCUGAGUGACAGUAUGUAUGUGACUGACACGUUGGAGUGUGUGUGUGUGUGUGUGUGUGUGUGUGUGUGUGUGUGUGUGUGUGUGUGUGUGUGUGUGUGUGUGUGUGUGUGUGUGUGUGUGCCUGUGCCUGUAGACGUUUCACUGUCUUUAUUUUUGUACUGAAUUGUACCAGCAUAUUUAAAACUGUAUAAAGUUAUGUUUUAUUUCCUAAGUUAUGUUUAGUUAGUAAAGACAUAUUAAUGACUGAAGUUGUUAAUGAUCUUUAACGUUGUAAAGAAAAAAAAAAAAAGGCUGACAAACAAACAGAGUUUGGGAAUGACUUGUGUGAAAGUCCGAUACAUGAUAAACAGACCUCUUUUUCCUCA